Molecule: messenger RNA, 5428 nt
Organism: Pararge aegeria (speckled wood butterfly)
Lineage: Eukaryota; Metazoa; Arthropoda; Insecta; Lepidoptera; Nymphalidae
Gene: Btr175
Product: protocadherin-16-like
Exons: 35
Coding region: 153-5357 (1734 amino acids)
Biological process (GO): homophilic cell-cell adhesion
Cellular component (GO): plasma membrane
Molecular function (GO): calcium ion binding
Source: RefSeq, a predicted model, not a curated record
UUGGGAAAUACCGAAAUUAAGAUACAUUCUUGUACGGUUUAUUGUUAGUGCUUCAUAAUUUCAUAUAAAGUUUAAUAAAUAGGAAACGUUUCAGUUUAAAGUGCUUGCAGUCGUUUGCACAGGGUUCUUGAUCCAGGAAGUGAACAUGCAAAAUGGGAGAGCGAUUAGGUGAAAUGAUCCUGAUUGCAUUUAUUAUUGGAAUUCCAUUGGCGGCAGCGCAAGAUUUGAAUUUAGAAAGAUGCUCUUGGAUGACCGCGAUACCGAGAGAAUCCAUGCCCGACUUGCCCGAACAAAAUUUUGAUGGUUUGUCAUGGAGCGAGAGGCCUUUCCUGCCAGUGGGGUCCACUCGCGAGGACGUCUGCAUGGACCAGUACUUCAGCGCUGCGGCCACUCAGCUCGUCCUGAUGGACGAGGAGAUCCAGGAAGACGUUGCCAUUGCCAAACUCAACUAUAAAGGUACUGCAGAACCUAACAUCGAGCGGAUGCUGUCGGGUUCGUUCAGAAUGCUGGGCCCGGCGCUGCGGAACGAGAGUGACGAAUGGUUCCUGUACAUCACCGAAAGACAAGAUUACGAGACUCCUGGCAUGCAGCUGUACAUGCUGGACAUCAGCGUGCCCGGGGAGACCCUCGUGGGCAGAGUCACGCUGCAAAUAGUCAAUAUCGACGACAACGCGCCGGUCAUCCGCCUGCUGGACUCCUGCGUCGUGCCAGAAUUGGGAAGCCUUGGUCUAACGAACUGUGUAUACGAAGUGAGUGAUGCAGAUGGAAGGAUCAGCACCAGCAAUAUGACCUUCAGUAUCGAAAGCUAUCGCAACGAUGACGAGAUCUUCUUCAUCCAGGGCGACAAUAUCCCCAAUGAGUGGAUGAAGAUGACCAUGACCCUCGGGCUCAACAAAUCCUUGGAUUUCACAGUUAAUGUUUUACACAUCUUCAGAGUUACCGCAUUUGAUUCGCUGCCAAACAAUCACACGGUGAGCAUCAUGGUGCAAGUGGAGAACGUGGACCACCGGCCGCCGCGUUGGGUGGAGAUCUUUGCCGUGGAACAGUUCGACGAGAAGAUGGCCAAGAAUUUCACAGUGAGGGCAAUAGACGCAGACACCGGCAUCAACGGAGCCAUCCAUUAUAGACUAGAAGCUGCAGAAGAAGACAAAGAAUUCUUUUCAAUCGAGACAAUAUCUGGGGGCCAAGACGGCGCAAUAUUCCAAGUGGAACCAAUCGACAGAGAUAAGUUGGAACGGGAAAUAUUCCGCGUGACGCUCAUAGCCUACAAGGCCAACAAUGAGAGCAACAUCACACCCAUCGAUGUGGUCAUCAUCAUCAAUGAUAUUAACGACCAGGCGCCUCUGCCAAUCUACGAAGAGUACACCAUCAGUAUCCCUGAAGAAACUCCUCAAACAUUGAACUUCGAUACGGAAUUUGGAUUUCAUGACAGAGACACAGGUGAGAAUGCGCGGUACAGUGUACGUCUGGAAAGCGUGUACCCGGAGGGAGCGGCAGCCGCCUUCCUCAUCCAGCCGGAGGUCGGGUACCAGCGGCAGACCUUCUUUAUGACCACCACAAAUCACAGCAUGCUGGACUUUGAGGAUGAAAAUUUCCGAUACGGAGUUAAGCUACAGGUGAUCGCCACUGAUUUAGGAAAUGCGACAUUAACGGGAGUUGCCACGGUGUUCAUAAACCUGAUCAACUGGAACGAUGAGCUGCCGAUCUUUGAGAGCAGCAGCCGCAACGUCUCCUUCGAUGAGACUGUCGGGGAAGGCUUCCACGUCGCAACAGUCAGCGCCAAAGAUAGAGAUAUCGAUGAUAGUGUGGUACAUACAUUAAUGGGCAACGCGCAGCAAUUCCUGAGAAUAAACGAGACCACAGGAGACAUCUAUGUAGCCAUUGAUAGUGCCUUCGAUUACCACAGGCAAAACGAAGUGCUUGUCCAGGUUCGAGCUCAUGACACUCUCGGGAUACCCAGCAGCAUCAAUGGAACACCGAUAGUUAACACGGAUACCUCUCAACUUGUCAUACAACUUAAUGACAUCAACAACACGCCGCCAAGUCUCCGACUGCCCCGAGGUAGUCCACAGGUGGAAGAAAACGUACCGGAAGGAUACCUAGUGACGCGGGAGUCACUGGAGAUCACAGCGACGGAUCCCGACACUACAGCUGAUUUGAGAUUUGAAAUCGUUUGGAAUUCCUCUUACGCAACCAAACAGGGCAGGGAAACCGCCCCAUCGGAAUACGUGGGAUGCUUGGAAAUAGAGACUUCAUUUCCCGAUGGAGAUGACAACCGCGGUUCUGCAGUCGGUCGGCUAAUUGUAAAGGAGAUCCGACACAACGUAACCAUCGACUUCGAGGAGUUCGAAGUGCUGUACGUCACCAUCCGGGUGGUAGAUAAUAACACUGCCAUCGGAACGGAUUACGAUGAACUAACAUUCACAAUAACGAUCAUAGACAUGAACGACAACGCGCCAGAGUGGGUCGAAAACACCCUGAACCAAACGCUGAGGGUGCGCGAGAACUCCGCAACGGGCACCAUUAUCGGGUCGGUCCAAGCCACCGACAUCGACGGCCCUCUAUACAAUCAAGUCCGUUAUACCAUAGUGCCGAGGGAAGACACACUAGAAGAUUUAGUGAGGAUCGACUCUAAUACUGGUCAGAUCGAGGUGGCCUUGAAUGCGGCAAUCGAUGCUGAUAUACCGCCGCGUGACAACCUCUACUUUACAGUAAUAGCUAGCGACAAAUGUACAGAAGCCGACCCAGAGGACUGCCCUCCUGAUAAGAACUACUUUAACACUGAAGGCAAUAUCACAAUUCAAAUAAUAGACACGAACAAUAAGAUUCCAACAGUGCGGACGGACUUGUUCAAUGCGACAGUAUACUUGUACGAGAACGCGACUCAGGGUGACGAAGUGGUGAUUGUUGCGUCUGAGGACCUUGAUCGAGAUGAGAUCUACCAUACAGUCAGCUAUCAAAUCAACUAUGCAGUAAGCUCGCGCCUGCGUAACUUCUUCUCCGUGGAUUUGGACACGGGACGGAUCUUCGUCGACUACACCACGGACGAGGUUCUUGACAGGGACGGAGAGGAGCCCACGCAUAGGAUAUUCCUCAACCUCAUUGACAACUUCUACACUGAGGGAGAUGGCAACAGGAAUCAAAACACUACAGAGGUGCUCGUUGUGUUGCUCGAUGUCAACGACAAUGCUCCGGAGCUGCCGUCACGCGAUAGACUCUCCUGGUCUGUCUCCGAGAACUUAAGCAAAGGUAGCAGACUUUCUCCAUACAUCUUCGCCCCAGAUCGCGAUGAGAUUAACACGGACAACUCGCGCGUGGGCUACGAAGUGGCCAACCUCACUCUACUCACCGAGCGAGACAUUGUUCUUCCCGACCUCUUCACCGCAAUCGACGUUUACACCGACAACAUGUACAACGUCAGUGGAGAAUUGGAGACGCUCGUGGAUUUGAAAGGCUUCUGGGGAACCUAUGAUAUAGGCAUUCUCGCAUACGAUCAUGGUGAGCCACGUCAAGAGUCCAGUGAGAUUUAUCAGCUCGUCAUCCGGCCUUACAACUUCCACGCGCCCGUUUUUGUGUUUCCUCAAAGCGGUUCCGUCCUGCGAUUUGCAAGGGAGCGAGCAAUGGUCAACGCUCGCCUGGGGCUAGUCUCUGGCGAAUUUCUGGACUCUAUUCAAGCUACAGAUGAAGACGGUUUGGAAGCGGGAAAAGUCACCUUUGAUAUUUCUGGCGAUGAUGAGGCAUCCCAGUACUUUCAAGUAUUAGCGAACGGCGAAAAUGAAGGUAUCCUCAUGCUCCAACAAAUGUUCACUGAAGAGGUCAAAGAAUUUAAGGUGAGCAUCCGCGCUACGGACGGCGGCACGGAGCCCUACCCCCGGUUCACAGAGGUGACACUGCGGGCAGUGUUCGUACCCACACAAGGGGAACCCAUCUUCAGCAACAACAUUGCCGAUGUGGCCUUCGUAGAGCAGGAGGCUGGCUUGACAGAAAAACAUGAGUUGCCCCUCGCUGUGGAUCUCAAGAACUACCUUUGUGCUGACGAUUGUCACAGCAUUUACUACAGCAUUAUUGAUGGCAACGAAGAAGGUUACUUCGCACUAGAUGCAGUGACUAACGUCCUCACACUGGCCAGGGCACUGGACCGAAGUGAGAGUGAGAUACACACGAUGCGAGUUGUGGCCAGCAACUCCCGCGACGUGACCACCGCACUGCCCAGCUCUAUCUUGACCGUUACCAUCACCGUGCGAGAGGCUAACCCUCGUCCGAUUUUCACGAGAAGCUUGUACACAGCAGGGAUAUCUACACUCGACAGUGUCAAUAGAGAACUUCUCACUGUACAGGCGGUCCACUCCGAAGGCCUGCCGAUCAGCUACGCGAUCGACCAGUCGUCGAUGAUGACAGACGCCAGCCUGGCCAACGUGCGCGACUCCGCGUUCCUGCUGAACAACGUGAGCGGCGUGCUCACGCUCAACAUGCAACCCACAGCUAGCAUGCAUGGGAUGUUCGAGUUCAACGUCAUUGCUUCCGAUCCUGAUGAUGCAAACGACACCACAGCAGUGAAGAUCUACCUCAUAUCGUCCCAAAACAGAGUCUUCUUUAUGUUUGUGAACGCUUUGACUCAAGUGGAGUCACACGCAGACUUCAUCGCGCAGACCUUCAGCACGGGCUUCAACAUGACGUGCAACAUCGAUCAGGUGGUGCCAGCCACGGACACAUCCGGUGUGACUCUCGAUGACGUCAUCGAGGUGCGCGCGCACUUUAUACGCGACAACGUGCCCGUCUCCACAGAAGUCAUCGAGGAUCUCCGCAGUGACACGCAGACGCUGCGCGCGAUCCAGACGACGCUCAACACGGAGCUGCUGGUUCUGCGCGACUUCGUGACGGGCGCCAGCCCCGAGAUCAGCGCGGACACCAGCCGCGUGGUCGUGUACGUGCUGGCCGGCCUGUCCGCCGCGCUGGCGCUGCUGUGCCUCGUGCUGCUGGCGACCUUCAUCGUGCGGACUAGAGUGCUAAAUCGUCGCCUGGAAGCCCUGUCGAUCCCGAAGUACGGGUCGCAGGACUCCGGUUUGAACCGCAUGGGGCUGGCGGCGCCCGGCACCAACAAGCACACUGAAAAGGGUUCCAACCCCAUCUGGAACGAAGCCAUCAACGCGCCAGACUUUGACGCUAUCAGCGAAGCAUCAGAUGACUCUGAUCUGAUUGGCAUCGAGGACUUGCCGCAGUUCAGAAAGGAUUAUUUCCCUACAGCGGAUGGAGACUCUUUGACGGCAGUUGAGCCUGUCGCCACACACAGCAAUAACUUCGGCUUCAACACCACACCGUUCAGUCCGGAGUUUUUAAAAAAACAAUCUAAUUUAUAACCAAAUUUGUAUUAGCAAUGUACCUAUGCAUUUGUAAAUAUUAUCUUUUUUUAUUCCUUAGUGUAAGUAAC